GUUGUUGAUUACUCACCGUACAGUCAUGCAGGCUGUACGCCCCGCCAUCUCUCGGUGAGCCACGUCCCGCGCGACAGCUGAGUCGCUUGGCGACCGUUGACUUGUUUAAUCGGUAAAAUAUUCACUUGAGUGCCCGGCAAAUAAAAUAUAAAAGGCAUAAUAAAAGUUAUUCUCGCGUCUCGAUUAAAAAUUAAAAAUAGAGUUUAAAAAUGAUCGGUAAUCAUAGAUUGUGAUACGUUCUAAUUUCAAAAACUUUUAGCGGGAAAAGUUACGUUUGAAUGACAAACGACCAUAAUAUUUUUGUGUCAAAUUUUGUGAUUGAUGUGUUUAUGUAAUUUAAGAAAUUCUCAUGUAGUAUUUUAUUUACUAUUUAUUUUUGAUUGUGAAUAACGGCACAAUAAUUAAUAUUCCAAAUAUCUAGUACAUAUAUACGUUAAAAUUCUAAAGUCUUCCACAAUACAAGAAAUUAAUAGUGUCAAAUAGAGCGAUGGAUAAAAACGGGGGCUCGAGACUUCUGCAAAUGCAGGCUCGAUUCCAACAGAAGCAGCUCCAAGAGCGGGAACUGAAGAUUGCUUCACUGUAUGAAGCGCAGCAAGCCCGCGCCCUCGACCGCGUGCGACACUCGCCCAGCAAUGGAGUCGGAGCUGGGUCACCACCACAGCCGCCGCCCGUGUCACACCAGCCUGGGAAGGUCCGUCAAAUGUUCGAAGAGCGUCGCACAAAAGCCGGCAUCGACAAGAGCUAUCCCCUGCAACCGAUACACAACACAGAACGGCCUGCCCGCAAGCCCCUACCUAACGGCUACACGAAGGUUUCCACCACCUCUAGGGUCAGCGUUGAGAAGAAGACUACAAAGCAAACGUUCAGCUCGCAUACUGUCAAAAAGCAACAGCACAAAAUAGAAAACAUAGUGAACGGCUCCGGCGAUCUCAAUCACAAUCACGAGCCGGAUCUAAACUCCGUGAAACCACCGCUGCCUCAAAGCAACGGCGAGCUGAUCAGCAGUAUAGACGAAGUGGACAGAACGGAUAACAACUACCUAUUAGAGAAUGAGACAUUCCCUGAUGCGCUCGCGCCGAUUCCCACGCCUAGAACCCCUGAACAAGAACCAGAGCCCAAGAAACCGCAGAGGAGAAGUCCAGCAGUAGCCGCCAAAGCUAGUCCAGUAAAAGCAAAGCCCCAACCACCAGCAGCGACAGCGACACGGAAAACUACCAGUGACAAUGCAGUGGCAGAAAACAAUAAGGGCCGAGGGGCCAUGCAGCGUGGCUCUAAUCCUGUACCGCGAAGGCAAGCAGUGGGGUCCCCUCAAAGCUCGACCGGCAGCAGCAAGCCGCGCGCGCCGUCCGGCCCGGCGGCUUCCGGCGCGUCGUCCGCCGGCUCGGGCGCCGCGUGCACCGUGUGCGGCCGCCGGUUCGCGCCGGACCGGCUCGCCAAGCACCAGGAGAUAUGCAAGAAGGCGCACGCCAAAAAACGGAAGCCGUUCGACGUGCUCAAACACAGGCUUGCCGGCACUGAUGCAGAGAACUAUAAGGGCACAGAAGCGGAGCCGUUCAUCAAUAAGCUGCGCAAGAGUCAAGUGAACCCGCCCACCACUAAAGUGAGCAACAAGUCGCUGAACAGCAACUGGCGGCAGAAGCACGAGGAGUUCAUACAGGCGAUACGGGCCGCGAAGCAGGUGCAGGCGCAUCUCAACGCGGGCGGUAAACUCAGUGACCUCCCCCCGCCGCCUCCAUCGGAGAAUCCAGACUACAUCCAGUGCCCGCACUGCAGCCGACGGUUCAACCAGGCCGCCGCCGAAAGGCACAUACCCAAAUGUGCGAACUACCAGUUCAACAAACCCAAACCGGCCGCCAAACGGCGGUAACCGGUUGCUGAACCGUCCGGUUACGGUCGUGUCAACCAGCCCCUGUGACCGGUUCGAUCUGUCGACCAGGUGAUUUUUGGCUGUACUAAUUGUAGAACAAAUCGUUACAAAGAAACAUCAGGAUACUCCGCGCUUUCUAACUCCUCAGUUCCUAAAAAUCAGAUCUCAACGCCUGGUAUGGAGUUCCAUAAGGAAUCUGGAUCAUCCGGCUGGCCAAUAGACAGCUGGGUACUGGAUUUGCUAACACAAAUACUCUUUACUUCGCCCUCUUUUACCUAGUUAAAACUUUCUUUGACAUAAUCAGCCCAAAUGUGCGUAAUCUCUAAUUAACCGUCUAUUAACAGAUGGCGCUGUCAAUUAAGUAAAUGAGUAAAUUAUUUUAUUUUAAAUCAUGGAAUGCAUAUACAUUGCAAAGUACACACAUAGGAAUGUUUUUACUCUUGGGGAAUUUCUACUAAGAAUUUGUUUGGCUCUGGUCGUGUACAGAUGGUCGUUAUGUUCGUACACAACUUUGGGUGUUCCCCUCAAAGUCUAGGUAGUGUAUCUACUAGCAGAAAGAACACAAGUUAGGCUCCUAUCAUCACAUAAACGAAUGUGACUAGAAAACCAUAUUGUC
Galleria mellonella (greater wax moth) is the source of this 2483-nucleotide messenger RNA. Its product is annotated as zinc finger C2HC domain-containing protein 1C. The coding region runs from base 488 to 1867 and encodes 459 amino acids. The record is from RefSeq and is a predicted model, not a curated record. The transcript has 12 exons. NCBI's taxonomy places the organism in Eukaryota, Metazoa, Arthropoda, Insecta, Lepidoptera, Pyralidae.